ACAGAAGAACCAUAGUCAUCAAGGGAAAAUGUUGUAUUGUUUUGCAUGGCCAUAAUGUUUUUUUUUAUUAUUUUUAUGCCCCUGAAGGGAGGCAUAUAGUUUUUGAACCGUCUGUCUGUCCGUCGGUCUGUCGGUCUGUCAGUCUGUCGGUCCGUCCGCAAUUUUCGUGUCCGGUCCAUAUCUUUGUCAUCGAUGGAUGGAUUUUCAAAUAACUUGGCAUGAAUGUGUACCACAGUAAGACGACGUGCAGUGCGCAAGACCCAGGUCCGUAGCUCAAAGGUCAAGGUCACACUUAGACGUUAAAGGAUAGUGCAUUGAUGGGCGUGUCCGGUCCAUAUCUUUGUCAUCAAUGGAUGGAUUUUCAAAUAACUUGGCAUGAAUGUGUACCACAGUAAGACGACGUGCAGUGCGCAAGACCCAGGUCCGUAGCUCAAAGGUCAAGGUCACACUUAGACGUUAAAGGAUAGUGCAUUGAUGGGCGUGUGCGGUCCAUAUCUUUGUCAUCGAUGGAUGGAUUUUCAAAUAACUUGGCAUGAAUGUGUACCACAGUAAGACGACGUGCAGUGCGCAAGACCCAGGUCCGUAGCUCAAAGGUCAAGGUCACACUUAGACGUUAAAGAUCAUUUUUCAUGAUAGUGCAUUGAUGGGCAUGUCCGGUCCAUAUCUUUGUCAUUCAUGCAUGGAUUUUAAAAUAACUAUGCAUGAAUGUGUGACACAGUAAGACGAUGUGUCGCGCGCAAGACCCAGCUCCGUAGGUCAAAGGUCCAAAACUCUUAACAUCGGCCAUAACUAUUCAUUCAAAGUGCCAUCGGGGGCAUGUGUCAUCCUACGGAGACAGCUCUUGUUAUAACAUGUUAUCGCACCAUUUGUCAUUAAUUAGAAAUGGUUUGAUUGCAUAUUUAUUUACAUAUGCCCUUGCCAUUUCACUUGACAUCUUAUACACUGGCAAAAAUAUAUUAAUAUUUUACUUUUUUAUCACAAUAAUGGUUUUAUUUAAACCUUAAGUUGAUUGAAUACAUCAGUUAUUUAAAAUAGACAGUUGGAAUAUGAUUAAAUGGAAUUUUAUAGACCGUUUGCAUAUUUACAAGUGUUUUGUAAUUAAAUGAUAGUAAAAUCUUCCUAAUAAAAUGAAAAGGCCUCAGAAUAUCUCUCUAUUUGAAUGUUCAGUAUUUCUAAAUGAUUUUGCUAAAAUGGUAAAAAACAAACCUGUGAAAAAGACAGAAGAAAGUUAUUAUAAAGGAAAUUGUGCUUCAAUUAAUGUUGUUGGUUCAUGUUUACGUAACAAUUACUUCAUGAAAUACUGUUGGUUAAACAAGAAAGACAAAAUUUAGUCAGCUGGUUAAAACUAAAGAUGUAAGUAUGGUACGGUACUAUUCUAUAUAGUGAUUAAAGUACAUUGUAUAUAUUUGCCAGAAAACAUUCAUCAAUAUAAGUAAAAGAAGCAAUAGCUUGGUUUAUUUAUAGCUGUUGCUACUUUUACAAAUAGAAAAUUAGAAAAUAUCCAGAGACUGAAAUAAUAGCCCCAAAGUACUUCAAACAUAGUUCUCGGACAAAUAAAUCAACUCAAAUCUUCUGCUUUGUAUCUUCGUGAAAUUUUGACAACAUGCACCAGAUGGUUUGACUUGAACAUAAAAAAAAUGAUGUUUUUUCCAGGGGGAAAAAAAUGUGCAGUCUUAUAUAGUUUUGUUAUUCAGUCUCUGGUUGAUUGGUAAUGGAAAGGUCUUUAAAAUAAAUGUUUGGUUCUCUAUAUCAGGUGUUUUGGGAAGUGAAAGGCUACCUGCUCUGCUCUGAUGUUGGUUUCAUCACAUGUAUUGUUUAUAAGCAUUGAUUAUUACACUGAGUUUGGAGACCAGUCUAAAAAUGCAAACAUGGGAUAUUGGUCAGUUUCGAGACAGAGUUCAGAAUCAACCAACCACAUGUUAGAGCUGUGAGACUGGUUCCCAAACUGAGUUUUGUAAUCUUGAGCACAGUUUGUUGGUUUUUCGAGGCAUAUAUCGUGGGCUUAGCGCGAAACUAUUGUAACUGUAUAUAAAAAAAGAACAAGAUACAAUAGUUUCGAACUCAGCCCUCGAUAUUUUUAAAAGAGUUAUGGAUUGUAAAAUAGAUUGUUCAGAGAUGGGACAGUAUGUAAGGAAAUGUAGCUUUAGUGACAAACUUUGGAAAGAUAAAUUUCGAUUUACACAGAAAGCUUAUUGGGUGGGGGUGGGAGAGAUGGGUAUCAGUGAUAUAGAAAUAAUCAUGGGAUGUAGUAUAGAAAGUAAUGUAAAGAUGGUGAUGUUUGUUUUUGUAUUUGAAUCAUGUUCAAAGCUGUAGAGAACCAAACUUUUUAUUUGUAUGACCUGAGGUAUCAAACAACAGCAAAACAACAUUAUUUUCACAUUCUGAUAGUGAAAAAUGUGUUGUUUGUUGAUCAGUGCUUGAACAGAAUGACAGACUUUUAAAAGGAAUUGCUUCAGCACAAGUGGUGCAUGUUAAAGAAUUCAGAACCUCUCAUUUGGAGACACAGAACAGUCGUGCUUAGAUUGCUCUCAUUGUCCAAACUAGCUCAGUUGUUAAACAAGUCUCAAAAUUGCAGCAUCUGUUUUGGUUAUUUCUAAAGUAACUAAACAACGCUGCAUUCUGAGUCGGGCUUAUUGUCUUGGGGGUCAGGGCUCAAGUUGUGAGUCAGGCUCUUCAGCAAAGCAAAAUGUACUUCACAACAGAUUUUUGAAAGACAUCAUUCUUGGAUAAAGUAAUUUUGUGUCCGUGUCUUUUUCAUUGCAUGGAGGGUACAAGUUUGGACAACAUGGCUUAACAAAUUGUUUUAAAUAAAGUUGCCCUGCGGGGUGAUCUGCUUUGAAUUGUCACUCGUCUUGUUGCAGUUUGUACUCAUCAGUUUUUAAUGAUAUUUACGACAGUAUGAAUAGAUUUGUCAGGCCCUUGACUAGAUUUAAUGAGUAUCUACAUUUUAUAAAGAUAUGUUUUAAGUGUUUGAAAUACAUAAAUAGAUAGAUUGUUAGAAAACUAGGAACUCUUCUGUUACUUAACUGAAAUAGUUUUCUUUGGGAAAAAAACGAGAAAAGAAACAUGGAAAACAUUUAGGUUGUACAUUCAAGAGAACUACAUCUGCAUAGGAAUUUCUUGGUAAAUUGGAUAUUUGAAGUGACCAAAAAACAGUCAAAUGAGAGGAUCUGUAUAUUUUAAUGUGAAACUAUGAAAUAACCACUUCCCUAUGGAGAAGCUUUGUGAACUAUUUGUUCAUGAUAUUAUGUUUACAGUAAUUGCAUCGAUUGAAUACAUCUGUUUAGACAUUGCUGACUUGGUGGUUAACACCAAAUAAGUGAUGGACAAACCAGUUUUCUUAAAAGUCUGUCAUAUUUUCUUAUGGUACUGAUCAUCUGUAUAUCAUACACAUGCUCACUGAUAAAAAUUGUCUCAGAAUAUCUGAAUGAGCUCAUUGUAUUUAAGUCAUGUAUUUAAACAUGAGUUUUGAAACCAUGUACAGAUUCAGUGGUGCCACUGGAUAUUUUCAAAAUUGUGCUUAUUAGAAACAACAAUUCUGGUGCUAGGUAUUUCAGACUAGUAUCCAAAUUCAGUACAUUUAAAUGAGAUGGUAAACAGCAACAAAAUAAAAUGGUGCAUUUUGGUUCCCAGUUUUAUACUGAGGAAGCAGACCCAAGUCACAAAGUCUGGGCUGUUUCCUUGUUUAAAAAUUUCAAGAGCAUGUAUAUAUGUACAGUAAAGUUGUUUGAUUCCUAGCAGCUGGGAACUGUCAUCCAGACAUGAGGGAAGUUGUACAAGUUAUCUCCCCUUUGAUGGUGUACAGGUUGUCUCCCCUGUGGUGUACUCUUGAUGACUAUGGUUCUUACAGGUAAUUGGAAGGAGUUUUAUUGCCGAGAUGAAAUUCUUUGUGAACAGACUGAAAACUUAUAUUACUGCAAGAGAGCACGGCUCCAAUAAGCAAGUAGCGUCCAAGUCAUGUGCCUUGUCUCUGGUGAGACAGUUAUACCAUAGAGGAGUGAUUGAGGCCUACACUGGUCAAGUGAAAAAGAAAGAGGCAGACAGGAUUGAACCAUAUGAAGUUGCUGUAGCACCAGAGAUUGUACAGAAGUUGGAUGAAACUCUUCAGAUGUGGCACAUUGAUGCCAAAAUUCCAGAGCCAAACCAGGAUGGCACAGUGUCAUUGAUCAACAAGACUCUGCUGGAUGAAUUUGAGCCGGGGAUCAAACGUCCAGGAGGCAGUGUACCCUGGGCCCCGCCACAACAGAACUGGAACCCAUGGUGUAACUGUAACAUUGAUGAUGGCCCUCUUGCUUUUGCAACACUAGAAGGAAUCAGUGAAGACCUUUACAACUCCCUUGAAAACCAGAAAGCCAAUGAUCCUGACUUACAGAAGAUGAUUGAAGAACGCUCCCACCUUCCUGUGUGGAAAUCUACAGAACAUAUCCUCCAUGCUAUCAACAAUAAUCCUGUGACAAUUAUCAGAGGUGAAACUGGUUGUGGCAAAACUACACAGGUGCCACAGUUUAUAUUGGACCAGAUGAUUCAGACAGGAAGAGGUGCAGACUGUAACAUUAUCAUAACACAGCCACGUAGAAUCAGUGCAAUCUCUAUAGCAGAGAGGGUAGCCAAUGAGAGGGCAGAGAUCCUGGGAACCAGUGUGGGAUACAGUGUUAGAUUUGAAACUGUCAUGCCAAGACCAUAUGGUGCCAUAAUGUACUGUACUGUUGGAACUUUCUUGAGAAGGUUGGAGAAUGGUCUACGAGGAGUAUCACAUGUGAUAGUGGAUGAAAUACACGAGCGAGAUCUUAAUACUGAUUUUCUACUGGUGUUGCUAAGAGAUAUGGUAAACACGUUCCCGGAUCUGCGUGUAGUGCUGAUGUCAGCUACUGUAGAUACAACACUGUUUACAGAUUACUUUGGUAACUGCCAGGUAGUGGAGGUCUACGGCAGAACAUUUCCUGUUCAAGAGUACUACCUUGAGGACUGUAUACAGAUGCUGAACUUUAUUCCUCCACCAAAUGAUAGAAAGAAGAAAAGGGACAGGGAUGAAGAAGAUGAGACAGGAGACAGUGAGGAUAACAUGAACCUUGCUAUUUCCAACGAGUACAGUGAACAGACUAAACGAGCCAUGGCAAUGAUCAGUGAAAAGGAAACUUCAUUUGAACUUAUUGAGGCAUUGAUCAAGUACAUCAAGACCCUGGAGGUGGAAGGAGCUAUCCUUGUCUUCUUGCCGGGAUGGAAUCUCAUCUUUGCUCUACAUAAACACCUUGAAAUGCACCCAGAAUUUGGAGGUAGAAACUUCCGAUUGUUACCACUGCACUCACAGAUCCCGAGGGAAGAUCAGAAACGUGUGUUUGACCCUGUACCUCAAGGUGUCACAAAGAUCAUCCUGUCCACCAAUAUAGCAGAGACCAGUAUCACCAUCAAUGAUGUUUCUUUUGUCAUAGAUUCUUGCAAAGCUAAAAUGAAACUUUUCACUUCACACAACAAUAUGACAAACUAUGCGACAGUAUGGGCCUCCAAGACCAACCUAGAACAGAGGAGGGGCCGAGCUGGGCGUGUUAGAGAGGGUUUUGCUUUCCACCUGUGUUCAAGGGCAAGAUUUGAUAAAUUGGACCAACAUACUACUCCUGAGAUUUACCGCACACCCCUACAUGAGCUUGCUCUGUCAAUCAAGCUACUCAGAUUAGGUUCAAUCUCCGGAUUCUUGGCUAAAGCAGUAGAACCUCCACCCAUUGAUGCUGUUAUAGAAGCUGAAGCUCUCCUUAAAGAAAUGCGGGCUCUUGAUGCCAAUGAUGAGUUAACUCCCCUUGGAAAAAUUUUAGCCCGAUUACCUAUAGAGCCUCGGUUAGGAAAAAUGAUCAUCUAUGGUUGUAUAUUCUUUGUUGGUGAUGCUGCAUGUACUAUUGCAGCCAGUACAACAUUUCCCGAGCCAUUUAUUACUCCCUCUGAUAGGAGACGCCUUGGUUGGGCCCAUAAAAGUCUUGCUGGGAACCGACACAGUGACCAUGUUGCUUUACUGAAUGCGUUCCAGCAAUGGCAGGAAGCCAGGGAAGGAGGUGAACAGAGUGAAGGUUAUUUCUGCGAGACAAAAUCUCUAUCAAUGCCAACACUGAGGAUGACCAGCGAGGCGACAAACCAGAUACGUGACAUCCUUGUCAAUGCUGAUUUCCCGGAGGAGUGUCUCAUGCCACAGAUGUUCAAUUACAAUGGACCAGAUAACAAAAUGGAUGUGGUUAUCACAUUGUUAGCUAUGGGAUUAUAUCCAAAUGUUUGUUACCAUAAAGAGAAAAGAAAAGUCCUAACAACUGAGAGUAGGGCAGCACUUGUACACAAAUCAUCUGUCAACUGUAGCAACAGAGAAAUCAAGUUCCCAUCUCCAUACUUCAUCUUUGGUGAAAAGAUUCGUACAAGAGCAGUAUCCUGUAAGCAAAUGACGAUGGUAUCACCAUUACAGCUGCUUCUGUUCUCAGGACGUAAUGUUACGCUUUCUGAUGGUCUGAUUGUCAUAGAUGGAUGGAUAAAUUUAAAGAUAGACCCCCAGGUAGCAGUGAAGAUUCUUGCAUUAAGACCAGCUCUAGAAGCAAUGAUUGUUAGGGCAACCCAGAAUCCAGAGAGUAUACAGAACCCAGACCCACAAGAAGAACAGUUGAUGAAUGUUGUACGGGCUCUAUCCAGACCUAAUGCAGGAAGAUUUGGGCUUCAGGAUGACAGUCAGGGGCAUAUGGGAGGCCCACCCUCUAAGUUUCCUAGAACGGGCGGGUUUAGUCGAGGUGGAAGUUUUGAUGGAGGUAGAGGCGGGUAUCGUGGUGGAAGAGGAGGAUUAGACAGAGGUGGUUUCCGCGGUGGUCCACGAGGAGGAUUUGGAGGCCCAAGAGGAGGAUUUGGUGGAAGUGGAUUUCGGGGUGGCUACAGAGGGGGCCCACCAAGGGGUGGUUUCAGAGGGGGCCCAAGAGGGGGAUAUUAGUUGUCAUUUUUAUGGAAAAAAUAUCUCGAUGCACAUGGAAGAAAAUUAUAUUCUAAAUGUUAAACUGUGAUGGCUGAAAUAUAUAUAAACAAUUCUCAUAUUGGAUCAUCAUAACAGUAACUUUGACACAGUCAACCUUGAAUUAUUGACAGUUCAUAGAUAAAAGUGGGUGUUUUGUGAAAGUAGAUGUUUCUAUAUUGACUUGAAUGAUAAAAUAUUACCUAUAAAGAUUACCUGUAUUAAUGUAGCUUGAAAACUUGAAAAAGAAGCAGUAAGAUUUAAUAAAAUAAAAAGAAAUAGUACCAUGUAUUGAAGUGCACUGCAACUUAAUGUCUUUUUUCAGUCUAUGUUGUAUUUUAUAUAUGAAAACAAGGGUUACCUAGAACAAAAAGUGUAAAGAUCUUCCAGUGGUAAAACUCAAAAUGCCGAAGGCUUGCAAUAGAUUAUAUAUACUGCAAUAUGGGUUUUGAAAUGCAUUGCUGUUUCAUGGGUUAACAAUUUCUACAUGAAUUAGUCAUUAAAAUAUGCACUUAUAUUUUUCAAUUAAGAAAUAAUUUAUAGCAAAAGAUUGCUUUAACACUAUGCACGAUGGGCUGUUAUACGUCUGGUGUCCUCGUGAAAUUAUUUGUACGACGUAUUACCGCCCAAGUGUAUAAAUAGUGUUAAAACACAGCUUUGCUAUAAAUUAUCUCAAUUCUAAUAUGCCUUUAAUCUUAAACAGUAGAUAAAAUAUAGUAGCGCUCUUUUUUGGUUGCAACAAAAAUGUUGACGUCACCGCAUGUUAACGUGAUUUAUUCUGGCAUAAGUGUGUUUUAACAGAGGCAUGCAUAUUAGAAUUUUGAUUAAGGUGUUGUACUAUUAUGUCUUAUAACUGUGUUUUGGUACAGGUAUAAAGAGGAGUAUACAUGUUUUAUUGAGUAGUGGAAAAAUAUCAUUUUAAUUUGCUUAUAUGAAUAAAUGCUAUAACUUUGGA
Mercenaria mercenaria is the source of this 7922-nucleotide messenger RNA. RefSeq names its product ATP-dependent RNA helicase A protein-like. The record is from RefSeq and is a predicted model, not a curated record. Lineage: Eukaryota; Metazoa; Mollusca; Bivalvia; Venerida; Veneridae. The coding region runs from base 3878 to 6949 and encodes 1023 amino acids. The transcript is spliced from 26 exons. Gene Ontology annotation, cellular component: intracellular anatomical structure; nucleolus; ribonucleoprotein complex. Gene Ontology annotation, biological process: regulation of mRNA processing; positive regulation of transcription by RNA polymerase II. Gene Ontology annotation, molecular function: ATP binding; 3'-5' DNA helicase activity; double-stranded RNA binding.